AUGAAAGGAGCCGAGACUGUGACAAUAAAAAAUCCAGAUGGAUCAACGGAAACAAAACUGAUGCUCAGAUCAGACGACGACGCUUGCCAAACAACUGUAGACUUGGGACCCGUUUCCGAAAUCAAAGAAUCACAACUCGAUAAGCCAGCCAUGUCCACUCAACCACCUAAAGAGAAGAAGAAGCUCCAGUUCCAUAUGAGCAGCAAGAUCCAAAUUAUCCCAAAUAACAGACAAGGACAACUCAACACUGGAUUCUUGGGAACUAUUGGUGGAGUUCUCAAGAUUGCAGAGAUUGUUCUCUCCUUUGUUGCUUUCGUCCUCUCCAUCUGCGCUGACAGAAGAACAACGACGGCCGCAUGGACUGAGCAUAUUGCCUUCGAAACUAUGAUUGUCGUUUGUGGAUUCUUACUAGCUUACGUAUGCUUCCCCCAUGUUACCAUCAGAGAUGAACCAACAAGAGAAGGCUUGAUUGUUGUUGAGCUUUUGUUCUAUGGUGUUAACACUCUCUUCUAUUUCAUCUCUAUCUGGCUCAUGGUUCACUUGUCCGCUAGUUGGGGCACCGAUGGCAGAGGAGCUGCUAUCAUGAGCGCUAUUGUUUGCGUUGCCCUAACUGUGCUUUUCGCUAUCGAAACUGUUUUGAAACUGAAGGCUUGGAGAGGUGAAAACGAACCCAGCUCAAGAGUUAUCAAUGCUGGAGCAACUCAGGCUUAA
Molecule: messenger RNA, 711 nt
Organism: Auanema sp. JU1783
Lineage: Eukaryota; Metazoa; Nematoda; Chromadorea; Rhabditida; Rhabditidae
Source: the annotation of a GenBank genome assembly